ACGAUGUCCAUUAUACAGCAAAUGACAGGUCCUUCAAGUGGACCUUCAAUGGGACCUAUGGAUCCUAUGAAUGGCGGCAACAACGUGUUCCCCGGCACAGGGCCAAGUAGCCAGCCAGCGCCAUCUAGUGGUGCCUCUGGGGCAUCGUCGAUGUCCAGCCUAGGGAUGCACAGCGGUCAAUUACCCGGCGGUUUCUUCCCAGGUGCUGCCUCACAGUCUCUUCUGCAUUCACCGAUGCCAGACAUAUUCCCACAGAGCCCAGCAGCUGAUCCACAAAUGCAGCAAUUCCUCCAGAGCUUCCAACAACCCGCGGGUAUGUCUCCAUUUUUCGGAGGAGCAAGAUGAUGAUUUCUGUUGGAAGCACACGUGCGUUGUGAGAAAUUUGCGCGCGGGAUGAUGUACUGGCUUCAAGAUGAACUGUAACCACGUUUCGAUUAUGCAUCUAAAAAACUUUGAUUCAAAGCAAUAAAAUACAAAAA
Messenger RNA from Haliotis rubra (blacklip abalone), 479 nucleotides. RefSeq lists its product as uncharacterized. Lineage: Eukaryota; Metazoa; Mollusca; Gastropoda; Lepetellida; Haliotidae. Bases 4 to 345 code for a protein of 113 amino acids. The transcript is spliced from 9 exons. The record is from RefSeq and is a predicted model, not a curated record.